AUGCCCCUGGCUCCGCCCUACAGAAGGAAAAUGCCAAGAGAACCUGGAACUCAUCUGCCAACAUCUCAGCUGCUGACUGGAGAGGAGAAUGAGGCCCUUUACAAGGAAGAGAGAGAGGAGAAUUGGCUCCGCCCACUGGAUUCUGAAGAGAAAUGUUCCAUUAAAUCCGAAACAAAUCUCCUUGGUGAAAAUAACCCAACAAAGACCGAGGUGGAACCCCCCUGGGAAGAAGGAGACCCCCCAAACCCUGACAUUUCCCCAACUGGUCCCACCAGGUUCCUAGCGUAUGGGACCUACAGGGAGCCGACACCAUGGGAAGACGACGACUCGGACAGCAGCAGGAAUUCUUUUCCAGGACAGAUCCAGGGACGUGAUCCUGAUAUUGUGGGUAAGAGCUUGCCAGCCAAUAAUGAGUCCCAUCGGAUCGACAGGGAAGAACCAGAAGGUUCUGACUGCAGCAGUGACCCACAAACAGAAGAGACCCGGGGGGCAGCCACUCAGACCAGGAUAUGCAGCCUAAAUAAUGGCUCGUUAGCCAAUGAAAUUAAAGAGGAAGCAGCUUCAUGGGGGGACGAAUUGGCACUUCCCCCGGGGGGGAAACAGUUUUCCUGCUCGGAAUGCGGCAAGAGCUUCGGGUUCCUGAGCCAGCUGAACCGCCACUUCAAGCGCCACACGGGGGAGAAACCGUUUUCCUGCUCCCUGUGUGGGAAGAGUUUUUCCCGCCUGAACAACCUGAAGACCCAUUUUGUCACUCACACAGGGGAGAAACCAUUUUCCUGCUCCGAGUGCGGCAAAUGCUUCGCUCUGCAGAGCCAUCUCAUCACGCACUUCACAAUCCACACGGGGGAGAAACCCUUCACCUGUUCUGUAUGUGGGAAGUGCUUCUCCCUCCAGAGCCACCUGAAAACCCACUUUAUCAUUCACACGGGGGAGAAACCCUUCUGCUGCUCGCAGUGCGGGAAAUGCUUCGGGCGCCAGAGCAGCCUUAAACGACACUUUAAAGUCCACGUGGAUAGGGCUUCUCUGUGCUUAGGGGGACCCGUUGCACCCAGUGAUUUGAGGGACCCGUUACACACAAUGAUUUGUGGGACCCCUUGCACCCAGUGAUUUGAGGGAUCCGUUGCACCCAGUGAUUUGAGGGAUCCGUUGCACCCAGUGAUUUGAGGGAUCCGUUGCACCCAGUGAUUUGAGGGAUCCGUUGCACCCAGUGAUUUGAGGGAACCGUUACCACACAAUAUUUGUUGCACCCAGUGAUUUAGUGGGACCGGUUGCACCCAGUGAUUUGUGGGACCCGUUGCACCCAGUGAUUUGAGGGACCCGUUGCACCCAGUGAUUUGUGGGACCCGUUGCACCCAGUGAUUUGUGGGACCCGUUGCACCCAGUGAUUUGUGGGACCCGUUGCACCCAGUGAUUUGUGGGACCCGUUGCACCCAGUGAUUUGUGGGACCCGUUGCACCCAGUGAUUUGUGGGACCCGUUGCACCCAGUGAUUUGUGGGACCCGUUGCACCCAGUGAUUUGAGGGAUCCGUUGCACCCAGUGAUUUGAGGGAUCCGUUGCACCCAGUGAUUUGAGGGAUCCGUUGCACCCAGUGAUUUGUGGGACCCCUUGCACCCAGUGAUUUGUGGGACCGGAUCAGAGUGAGACCAGUUGCUCCGUGCAGUUCUAUACAAUAGCCUGUACUGCCGCACCAAAAUAUAUUUGAGGUAGGAGAGGGCCCGGGAGGGGGGACUAAGGUACAAGUUGGAGGAAAACAAAUAAAACACUAUUAUGGGCAAAUAAUCCAACAAAACUCAUGGGAAAGAACUGGUAACCCCAGUACUGCACUCACAUCUGGUUGCUAGAGUUUUGUUUACCUUAACAACCAGGCAGUGGGUUAAAUGAGAGAGGGGCUGCAUAGAAAGGUAAGUAAUAAAAGAUAACAAUAAGAUUGUAGCCUCACAGAGCAAUAGUUUUUGGCUGCUGGGGUCAGCGACCCCCAUUCGGAAGCUGGGAAGCUGUCGCAGAGGAAGGUGAAUAAUUAAAAAAAAAAAACUAUGAAAAAUAAACAAUGACCAAUUGCAAAGUUCUUAGGAAUAGGACAUUCGGUAACAUAUUAAAGGUGAACCACCUCUAUCACUGCUGUGUAUUCUGUAUGUGCAUGAACAUGACCAACUGCAACAAGACUUAGCAGGCAUAUGGGACCUUUUUCUUUUUUUAAAUAACACCUUUUGUGUUAAAAAUAUAAACAGAAUAAUGCAAAGUUGAACAUAAAUGUAUCAGAGCUGCUGUAACGUUGAAUCUGAGCGCAAAGCCGCGGGGUUAGAUACACAGAGAAAAGGGAAAAUAAACACAAAAUGAAGAAAAACAA
Molecule: messenger RNA, 2348 nt
Organism: Xenopus tropicalis (tropical clawed frog)
Lineage: Eukaryota; Metazoa; Chordata; Amphibia; Anura; Pipidae
Product: oocyte zinc finger protein XlCOF7.1
Exons: 3
Coding region: 1-1107 (368 amino acids)
Cellular component (GO): nucleus
Source: RefSeq, a predicted model, not a curated record